Molecule: messenger RNA, 7760 nt
Organism: Labrus bergylta (ballan wrasse)
Lineage: Eukaryota; Metazoa; Chordata; Actinopteri; Labriformes; Labridae
Product: serine/threonine-protein kinase DCLK2
Biological process (GO): protein phosphorylation; intracellular signal transduction
Cellular component (GO): microtubule cytoskeleton
Molecular function (GO): ATP binding; protein kinase activity
Source: RefSeq, a predicted model, not a curated record
GGUGUUUAGCCGGGUCUCUCCUCUCUCUCUGCUGCAGCGGCCAUGCUGCUAUCCCCCGCCUGCCUCAGUGCAUCCCGGUCCUCCUCCGGUGCAACCUGCCGCUGCUGCAUCCCCGAAUCCCCGGUAAGCUGAAAGGCCUGGACCGGGUCUGCGCAGCCGUAGUGGAGCAAGGAUCCAACUAAACGAACCGGAACACGGGAAGAAGAGAAAGCCUCCAUAGCAACAAACCGGUUUCACGGCAUUAUUGAGGUGGACGGUUUGCCGAGGACGCCGGGAGACAAAAAAGUGUGGCAAGGUCAGAAAUUACUGAACAGGAUUACCAGAACGAUUGUGACAGAUCAGAAGCUCGGACUCGGGACAGAUUCUCACACCGGCCGUGAACGUGGUUUAGAGCCAGGUCACUUGGGCUACUGGAAGGUCAUUGCGAAGAGACGUCCAUAUCAUCAAGAAGACAUUUGCUGGGUUUGUGGGUUUUGUGGCCUUAAUGUUUCUGAUUGGAGCUUGAAAUUAGUUUGCGGGAAAACCUCCCCGGUGAGACCUGCUUGGAAUGAUAAGGAAUCAGGAGACUAUCCCAAAACCGGACAGUCUGAUUUUCGGUGUUACCAACAAGGUUAGCGUCCAUUUACAGCAUCGAAGUGGCCUUUAAAUGAACCACUGAGCCUUCACUUGGAUGUUCAUUGUAGGUCUCUUGAAUAGAGCAUCACUGGAAUACCCGGAUUUCAGGAUUCUUAUGGUGUAGAAAGAACUGUGUCUGGUUCCAGCAUUGUCUUCCUUCUACGGAAACACUGGGAAGGAUACCACUGGAUUAAAAAGGGGGACCUGACCUUCUGACGAUUACUGGGAGUACUUGUGCCAUCUUGUGAUGGUGUGACAGAAACUGGGGAGCCACAGCUUGGACCAGAUACCUAUACACAAAAACACUUACCUUUUUUUGGAUCUACUUGUUACCGUCCGGGUUCUUCCAGCCAACUGGACUGGACUGAUCUGGACUGGUUUUAGGAGAGUGCAUGUUGAAAAUCAAAGGGAAAGCUGUUGGGUUUUGAGAAUCUACAAACCCCGAUUUGAGGACUACUUUAUCCCCAGAUAGGCUUCUAGAGUUCUCCUAUACUGGUUCUCGAAAAGGUCACUUGGUCGUCAAGGGAGUUUGGAACCAGCCAUCAAGGAUUGGAGUUUAAAGUUUUCAGCUGUUGGACGAUGAAUCGUAUGUAGCAAGUAUUCUGUUGAAAAUUUCUUGACCAAUAUCCGCCAUGUCUUUGAGCAAGACCCUCGAGCUGGAACACUUCGACGAACGCGACAAAGUUCGCAGAGGACGUUCCCCUCGCACCAAGAGAGAUGACUCCACCAGUAGUAUCGGCGGCGGCGGCGGGGGAUCAGGGCCAAGCUCCCGGGGAAGCAGCCUGGUCCCUAGCCCUGCCCACAGCGCCAACUGCAGCUACUACCGGACCCGAACCCUGCAGGCGCUCACCUCGGAGAAAAGGGCCAAAAAGGUGCGGUUCUACCGCAACGGAGAUCGGUACUUCAAGGGUCUGGUGUACGCGGUCUCCAGCGAUCGGUUCCGCUCCUACGACGCGUUGCUGAUGGAGCUGACGCGCUCGUUGGCGGAUAACCUGCACCUGCCGCAAGGCGUGCGCACGAUCUACACUAUAGAUGGCAGCAAGAAGAUCACGAGUAUGGACGAACUAGUGGAAGGAGAGUGCUACGUCUGUGCGUCCAACGAGCCGUACAGGAAGGUCGACUACACGAAGAUCGCCAUCCCGAGCUGGAAGCCAGGGGCCAGCGGCGGACCCGGCGCCACCGGCUCGCCCCGGCCCUCCACGGCGUCCACGGGCGUGUCCGCGAGCACCGGCGUCGCCUCCAAAGAGCGGCCCGAGAGUCGGGAGGGCCGAGAGAGCAAAGACUUCAUCAAGCCCAAGCUGGUGACGGUGAUCCGGAGCGGCGUGAAGCCCCGCAAGGCCGUGAGGAUCCUGCUGAACAAGAAGACGGCGCACGCCUUCGAUCAGGUGCUCGCCGACAUCACCGAGGCCAUCAAGCUGGACUCCGGGGCCGUCAAGAGGCUGUACACGCUGGACGGGAAACAGCUCACCUGUCUGCAGGAUUUCUUCGGCGAUGACGACGUGUUCAUGGCGUGCGGGCCGGAGAAGUUCCGCUACGCUCAGGACGACUUCGUGCUCACACACAGCAGCAAAACGCCGACUUUUGUCAACGACUGCAAAACUAAAGGAACUCGCUCCAGCGCUCCCUUGAAAACUCCAACUCCCAAGAUCCCUAGCGGCUCGGGCUUCUCCUCGUCUAGGACUUCACCUAAAGGCCCGCCCAGAACGAAGUCUCCAGGCCCGGCCAAUGAGGCGUCAGGAUCACAGUCAGCAGGGAAGUCUUCCAGGUCGAGCCCCUCCCCCACCAGCCCCGGGACCCGCCGCAGCCUCAAGAUCUCUCCGCGUCGUUCCUCCUCCACGGAUGUGAACGGAGAGGCCGAGCAGCCGGACGAUGCCGAAGUAGAAGUGAACGGGAACCGCUCGGUCUCUUCCUCCAUCAUCAACGAGAAGUACGAGGUCGGCAAAGUGAUCGGGGACGGAAACUUUGCCGUGGUGAAAGAGUGUGUGGAGAGGUCGACAGGUCAGGAGUACGCUCUGAAAAUAAUCGACAAAGCUCGCUGCUGUGGGAAGGAGCACCUGAUAGAAAACGAGGUGGCGGUGCUGCGGCGGGUUCGACAUCCCAGCAUCAUCGAGUUAAUCGAGGUGGAUGAAACUCCGAGUCAGCUCUUCCUCGUCAUGGAGCUCGUCAAGGGUGGCGACCUGUUCGACGCCAUCACCUCCUCCACAAAGUACAGCGAGCGUGACGCCAGCGCCAUGGUGUUCAACCUGGCCGGCGCCAUCAAGUACCUGCACCGAAUGAACAUCGUCCAUCGAGACAUCAAACCUGAGAACCUGCUGGUGUGCGAGUAUCCAGACGGCACCAAGUCUCUGAAGCUCGGGGACUUUGGUUUGGCGACGGUGGUGGAGGGACCUCUGUACACGGUGUGUGGCACGCCCACGUAUGUCGCCCCGGAGAUCAUCGCCGAGACCGGCUAUGGUCUGAAGGUGGAUAUCUGGGCAGCUGGAGUGAUCACAUACAUCCUGCUGUGUGGAUUUCCUCCAUUCAGAAGUGAGAAUAAUGUGCAGGAGGAGUUGUUCGAUCAGAUCCUCAGAGGGAAGCUGGAGUUUCCGUCUCCAGACUGGGACACCAUCAGCCUCCCAGCAAAGAUGCUGAUUAGUCAGAUGCUGCAGGUGAACGUGGACACUCGUUUCACCGCCGAGGAGGUCCUGGCACAUGCCUGGGUGACGGAUGAGGCUCCCGUAGACUCCAACACCGUGAGCAGCAAUGAAGACCCGACCAUUGGAGACACACUGGAACCAGAGCAGGAAUCCCCAAUACUGGAGACCAAACAAGUUCCUUCACCUCUGGUUUAAUCAAGGUCCCCCUUUCAUCAGCUGGUAAUGUGUGAAAAAAAGGGAAUGUUUUAUCCAAUGGGAAUCCAGAAAGCUGGACCAGAUUCGCCCUGGGAACCAAACCAUAUGAACUAUUCAAUAAAAAACUAAAGAAACUGAAUCAGACAAACAGCUGUUUUGGGAUUUCUUUUCACCAACUGGAAACCCAAACCACUUCCGAACCAGAACCCAUCUUGUUGUACCUACUUGGAAAAAAACGAGUUCCCUCACCAAUGUCUAUUUUUCUUUCUGUCUAAUGGAAAGUGAACAGAACAAGUCUCAUCUCGUCUUCUGAAGGUUUUCCAAUGACUCACCCAAACCAGUUCUAUAUUUUAAAGUCUGAACCUCUUUCCCUAAAAACUGAACACAUUUCCCUCAAUCUGAUAUGGAGUACAUCCAGUUUAAUCGAUUAGAAACCAAAAAAAGUAGCUGCAUAUGGAAACCAAGCAUUUGGCCAGGUCUAGACUUAGACGAGACAUUGCCAAAACUUUUGCUUCUGAUGGAAUUGUCAUGUUGCUUUAACUAGACGCUGAUCCAGUUCCUUACUCCAGAUGCCUUCGGUUUUGUUCAACAAGUUCCCUUAAAUCUGGUCUAAAUCUGAUCUAAAUCUCAUGCUGGUCUUUCUCUGAAAAGUUCAGUUCCCUCAACUCUGCAGACCGGAAACCAUCAUAUUUCAUCUUUUGGAAACUAAAUAAUCUCUGCUCUAGAUGAUGUCCAGUUUCUGGUUCUUGCCACCAAAUUAGCUCUGUCAAAUUUGGUGUUGAAGGGUUGGACCUGAUCUUCCACGGAUAAACAAAUUAGUUUUCUCAGCUCCUGAGUUUGAACACAACAGGCUUUAUCUACUUGAAACCAGACAAGCUCCAGCACCACUGUUGUACUGUAGAAUACAAGUUCCUUCAAAGUACCUACCAAUAUCUUGAAUAUGGAACCAGUUCUGUUUCCUCCACUGGACGCCAAACAAAUUCCAACAUCUUGGGUCGAGAACAGAUCCCGUCCAUGUUCAGGGCAUUGUCCCUUUUCUUUUGGAACUUAAUGUAAAACCAAACGGGUUCCUACGUCUUUGGUCUUGUAGAGAUCCCCUUCAACAAUCGGCAAACCAUACAAGUACUCCCAUCCAGGGUCUAGAACCUGGUUUAUUGGAAACCAAACCAGUCCAUUGCCUCUAUUGUAAAAUAUUCCAUAACAAUUGUUGGGAAACAAACCAGUUCUGUUGAAAUACCUUCCAGUACAUCUUGUAUAGAACAAGUGAGGGGUUUAAUCCACUGGAAAUCCCAAAUCUCCUGUCUAGAACUUGUCAUUUAUUUUGCAUAAUUUUCUUAACUGGAAACCAAUCACGUCCAGCUCCUCUGGUCUGGAACCAUUGCUGUAUUAUCCACUGAAAAUCCCAUCCAGGGUCUAGAACCUUUCUGUUCACUUUUUUUGAUAUACUGGAAACCAAACAAAGUCCAAUCUUCUGGUUUAGAACCAGUCCACUCUGAUCUCCCUCGGAAACAAAACAAAGUCAUUGUUUUAACUUUUUGAUUUACUAGAGAGUCCUAACCCCCGAAUUCCUGGUUAGUUAUUGGGUCUACUGAAUGACAAAUGUAUUUCUGUGUUCUCAAAUACUUUUUAUCGACUGGAAACUGAGCAGGAGUCCUUGUCUUAACCUCAGAAACAUCCUUUUUACUGGAAAGAAUCCAAAUGUGCAUAGGUAUUUUAAUUUGUAUCCUGGAUACCGUCCUCGUCUCUGGUCUGGACCACUACUGAAGACUUUCUGAAGUCCUGUCUCUGCUGCCAAACUGGAAAAUAUGUAGACUCUGUUUUAUGAGCUCCAUCAAACAUCUGUUGGACGACUGAAAGAGGAGUCAUCUCAUGUUUCACUGGACACUAACGAAGGCAUCUCACUGAUGCUUUAAAGAAACUCAUCAUACCAACACCGGGACACUGUGCUGUUGGACACAUCCUGUUUCAUCACUCAGUGUCUCGUGGGACUGGACCCAUUUUCUGUAAAUGGCUCUUACCUCUGGUCUGAAUGAUAAACUAGGCUGCUUUAAAACGGCCUCAACCACUUAAGAGAUUUAAACAACUGAUCAGUUAACAAACGUUCCCUCUGGUUUUGGGAUUAUUUCCUCUGAAGUACCUGCCUUGUGGGGACCUGGAUGUCUUCCAUUUGUUCUGGGAAACGUCCCAUUUCUCCUGCCUUUUACCCUCCACAGACCGUAAAGACGUUCCUCAUUUGUGAAACUUGGCACCGACAUGUCUGAGAAGACAUUUGAGUUCUGUGCCUGUUGACACUGCUGAUGAUUCCUUCUAAUGAUCCUAAAAUCACAGCUCUGUCAGACUUGUCAGCACAAGUCGUUGACUGUAUAGACAGACUCGGCUCAUUGUUUUUGGUUUGUACAAUUAUUUGGUUGAAGUACGUCUUGGAUUCGGAAAGCUGACUUUGACAUCAAGUAAAAAUCUCUCUGAACUUUAGUGGGAAGGUAAAGCUUGGUGUAUGAGCUGGAGGCGAUUUUCCUAGCUUCCCAAACAGGAAGGCUUAAGAAAAAUGGAAAAUCGGCAAACCAUGCAAAAUCGUCAAACAUCAAAAAUUGGCCUAUCAAAACGGCUAGACUUAUUCAGUUAAUACUUUAAGAAAUUAGCAAAACUCGCCAUCUGCUGGGAAACAUGUUCAUGGAUGUAAAUUGAAAAAACAACAAAAACCUCGAAACAAUGAGCCUUGUCCUUACAAACUUAGGCCGUGUCUGAAACCCGAACUUUCAUUCUGUUCUUACUAGUUAUGUCCAAUUUUGUGUGCAAGAAAUGCCCUGAAGUAUACUAGAUCGGCCAGAAAUUGUAAUUUCAAAACGGGAGCCAGUGGUCGUACUAAACCCCCCCCUCCCCACAAUGCAUUGCAGCUCUCAGACUGACCCAUGACGGAGCGCUCCAUCCAGCCAACUAGUGGCAUAUAAUCGAAAGCAACCGUAGGCUACUGUAGUACGUUUUCUACGGUUUAAAAUAAUCUAAAAAUAACUAUGUAGCUGAAUUAGCAAUGAACUGAUGUAUGUUGUUGAAUUCUAUUUAUGGACCUACGCCAGUGCUAGCUUGAGGUUAGCUAACCCAUUGUAGCUCUGUCCGGAUAUACGUCAUGUGACCAGUAUUUUAGUAUGUUGGUAAAGGCAUUCUAACAGUCAGAUUAGUUAACACUUUGCUGUACUGUUUGAGUUUGUAGUAGGCCGUAUGGGAGUUUGUGGUUUCAGACACCGCUUUAGUGUCCUUUUACAUGCCACAGAAGGACACUUCCUUUCACCUAACCUAACGUCCAUCCUCUCCUCGAUCCCCAAACUGCGUACUGUAACUCAAAUAAACUGAGUGACUUCCAAACCUCACAUUGUAAAAAACAAUCAACAACCUUUCGAGGUUUCUUUGUGCAGUAUGACUGAGUUAAAAGGACACGUUCAGUCCUGACCCCGACUCCCUGCCUCUCCUCCCGCCUGCAGUAAACGGAGGAUAAAAUCUGUUGUAAAUUCUGUAAAUAUCACUCUUGUCUGUUUGUGUUUGUCUGUGUGAGUCAGUUGUGAAGUAGGGAAACAGUAGCAAAAAAAUAUGUCAAUGAAAAGAAACAAAUCUCACCACAGACAUGAUGUGUCGACACGCCCCCGCAAAAAAACUCUAAAUAUUUCACUGUCAUUGAAAUAUUUAAUUAUUUUUAAAAAUGUGUUGCCAUUAAUCCAUUAAAUAAAAUCCGGGCAGGAAAAAAUUAGAUUCGAGAUUCGUAGGGGACGUUGACGAACCAUAAUGUAAGAGUUCCUGAUAAAUCUGGUAACAAAUUCUGCCUAGCAACAAGGGGCCUGACAAGAUGGAACUCUUUCCUUAUAUGGUCGUGUCUGGGAUGUGACAUAGUGGGUUAUCUACCAAUCAUAAAGCUCCAUCUACAUACCCGUCAUGUUGUCUGUUGAUGUUACAGGUUGUAAGAAUCGCUGAACGUGAAGGACAGGUGUGUGUGUGUGUGCGAGUGUAUUCGAUUUUCGUAUUAAUGUUUUACCUUAAAACUGGAGAACGAAUGAGCUUCCAUUUGUGUGUUUAGUGAGUGUGCCUGCAUUAAGGGAGGGAGGUCAUUUUAUUUUUUUUUAAACUUGAAGUGUCAGUUGGAUAAAUGCCUUGACCUGAUGUAGUGUUAUGACCUUACCUUGACCUUCAAACUUAGCACGACCUUUCCAUGGCCUUGACCUUUGGCCUGAGCCGCUGAUGAAGAGUUUGGCUAGAAACGUGCUCAAACUAGGAUCAAUAUUGGAGAUGCUUUUAAAAAAUGGAGAGAGGUUAGAACGCAGAAAGGUU